GGCUGUCCCCAGCCCAGGCAGGUAUAAGGCCACCUCACCAGGCCAAGGGAACCUGGAUGGGACAGAAAGAGGCCACCAUGUCCUCUUGGAGCCAAGAGCAAAACCAGAGCCCAGGGGGCCUGAACCCCCAUCUUUCUAGAACUCUGUUACUGCUGCUGUUAUCUGUGGCCUCGGCCCAGGGGGACCCCCCAAACCCCAAUGCCUGCCUGGUGUUCCAGUCGGUCAAGGGCACCACCGUUAACUGCCACCCACCUGCCGAGAUUCCCCGCCGCCUCCCGACCGACACCGUCCACCUGGCCGUGGAGUUCUUCAACCUCACCCAGCUUCCAGCCGACAUCCUCCGGGGCACCCCCAAACUCCAGGAGCUGCAUCUUUCCAGCAACCGGCUGGAGAACCUCUCGGCUGAGUUCCUGCUGCCAGUGCCUCAGCUGAAGGUGCUGGAUCUGACCAGAAACGCGCUGAGCCGGCUGCCGCGCGGGCUCUUCCGGGGCUCGGCCGCCCUCCGCACCCUGGUGCUGAAGGAAAACCGGCUCCACGUCCUGGAGGCCUCGUGUCUGCACGGCCUACAAGCCCUGGAACAUCUGGACCUGUCCGAGAACCGCCUGCGGACGCUGCCCGCUGGGCUGCUGGCUAACCUCACCGACCUGCGUGUCCUCGACCUUAGCAAUAACCGGCUGGAGACUUUGCCCCCUGACCUUCUGCGGGGACCCCAGCAGCUGGAACGGCUGCACCUGGAGGGGAACAGACUGCGGGCACUGGAGGACGACCUCCUGGCGCCCCAAAAGGACCUGCGCCACCUCUUCCUGAGUGACAACCAGCUAGCCAAGGUGGCAGCCAACGCCUUCCGGGGGCUGCGGUGGCUGGACUUCCUGGACCUCUCCAACAACUCGCUGAGCAGCGUGCCCAAGGGGCUCUGGGCGGGCCUGGGGCGGCCCACCCGGGACCUACAGGACGGCUUCGACCUCUCCCAGAACCCCUGGAUCUGUGACGGAAACCUGCGCGACCUCUUUCGGUGGCUUGUGGACAAUAAAGAUAAGAUGUUCUUCCGGAAUGACACGCGCUGUGCUGCCCCUGCUGCCUUGAAGGGCUGGACGCUCCUGGCGGUGGCCGAGUCCCAUUGAGGCCUGGGCGGGAGGUGAGGGGAC
Molecule: messenger RNA, 1145 nt
Organism: Ceratotherium simum simum (southern white rhinoceros)
Lineage: Eukaryota; Metazoa; Chordata; Mammalia; Perissodactyla; Rhinocerotidae
Gene: LRG1
Product: leucine rich alpha-2-glycoprotein 1
Cellular component (GO): extracellular matrix
Molecular function (GO): protein binding
Source: RefSeq, a predicted model, not a curated record